GUGAAGAUCCUGUGAAGGUUUAUAUGGUUUAAUUUGUGAGGCCUUCAAUCCAAGAGAAGUAGGAGAUGGAUAUGGGCUUUUCUUUGAUGGCUUUCACAGCUUUGAUGGGUGGCUUUGUUGCAAUGUGUUGGUUGGUGAAGAGUGCAAACGAGUGGUAUUAUGUGUGUAAGUUGGGUGGAAAGCAGUGCUCUCUCCCUCCUGGCGAUAUGGGCUGGCCUUUAAUUGGGAAUAUGUGGGAUUUUCUCUUUGCUUUUAAAUAUGGUGACCCUGAUUCAUUCAUCACCAACCUUGUUUCCAGAUUUGGUGACACCGGAGUGUACAAGGCCUAUAUGUUUGGAAACCCAAGCAUCAUUGUGACGAAGGCUGAAACAUGCAGGCGAGUGUUGAUGGAUGAUGAAAGAUUUAAACAAGGGUGGCCUAAAUCCACUUGUGAAUUAAUGGGGAGGAAGUCAUUUUUGGGUGUUUCGGAGGACGAGCGGAAGCGGCUCCGCCGGGUAACUGCAGCACCGAUCAACGGCCACAAGGCACUAUCUAUGUACCAGGAGUACAUCAAAGACAUUGUAGUAAAUUCACUAGAUGAAUGGGCUAAGGCUGAGAGACCCAUAGAGUUCUUGACAGAGAUAAGGAGGAUCACCUUUAAAAUUAUUAUCUAUAUUUUUUUGGGCAGAGAGAUUGAUCCAAUGAUGAAGACGUUGGAGGAGGAGUAUGUUAAUCUAAAUCAGGGAUUAAGAUCCAUGGCCAUCGAUCUCCCUGGCUUCGCUUUCCACAAGUCACUCAAGGCUCGACGAAAGUUAGUGAAGAUCCUUCAAGCUGUUGUAGAUGAAAGAAGGGCAAGAAAAAGAAAUGAUUCGAAGAGUGAUGAGAAGAAGGAUAUGAUGGAGUUGUUGAUGGAAGUUGAAUAUGAGAAUGGAGAAAAGUUGGAGGAUGAAGAGAUAAUAGACGUAAUCCUCAUGUACUUGAAUGCUGGCCAUGAAUCCUCAGCCCAUGCCACAAUGUGGGCAACCCUCUUUUUACAUCAGCAUCCAGAAUGCCUGCACAAAGCCAAGAGAGAACAAGAGGAGAUUAUUAGACGAAGACCACCAUCAGAGAAAGGAUUAAGCUUUAAAGAAAUCAAACAAAUGGAAUAUCUUUCCAAGGUAAUUGAUGAAACGCUGCGAGCAGUUAAUGUUUCAUUGUUUACUUGUCGGGAGGCAAAAACUGAUGUUAGCAUCGGUGGUUAUACAAUACCCCAAGGAUGGAAAGUGUUAGUUUGGUUCAGAGGAGUUCAUAGGGAUCCAGAAUAUUAUCCGAAACCCAAUGAAUUUAAUCCUUCAAGAUGGGAUGAAAAUAAACCCAAAGCAGGAAGCUUUAUUCCCUUUGGAACAGGAAGUAGGCUGUGCCCCGGAAGUGAUCUGACGAAGCUUGAAAUUUCUAUUUUUCUUCAUUAUUUUCUCCUUGAUUACGAGCUUGAAGCACUUAAUCCGGGAAGUGCAGUGAAAUACUUACCUCAUACAAGGCCCAUGGACAAUUGCCUGGCCAAAAUCAACAAGCUCUCAUCAUCAUCAUCAUCAUCAUGUUCACAUAAAACAUUAUUCUAAGCACUAAAAGCAUGUAAUUUGGAGAAG
This is a messenger RNA of Corylus avellana, 1604 nucleotides long. RefSeq names its product ent-kaurenoic acid oxidase 2-like. Gene Ontology annotation, molecular function: ent-kaurenoic acid monooxygenase activity; heme binding; iron ion binding. The record is from RefSeq and is a predicted model, not a curated record. NCBI's taxonomy places the organism in Eukaryota, Viridiplantae, Streptophyta, Magnoliopsida, Fagales, Betulaceae. Gene Ontology annotation, biological process: multicellular organism development; sterol metabolic process; brassinosteroid biosynthetic process. Gene Ontology annotation, cellular component: endoplasmic reticulum.